AUGGAAGAACGUGACUUUGAGAUGAAAAUUGGCUCUAAGGAGCCGCUCUUUCCGCGCGGUGCGUUCUGGGGACCGAGGUCGAGCCCGCCGCUGCCGCUGUCGCCUGAGGGAAGCGAGAAGAGGCCGCAAACGGGGAGAAAACGCGGAGUCGCCACUGGAGAGAAGUGGACUCCCCAGCAGCAGCCGCCGCCAGAGAGGCGCGUCCACCCGUUCGCCCGUCUCCCUGCCCCGUUCACAGUGCAGCCUGCUUCUGCAAAGUGGUACCAUCGAAGGGACUAUGUCUUCAUUGAAUUUUGUGUUGAAGACAGUAAGGAUGUUAAUGUAAAUUUUGAAAAAUCCAAACUUACGUUCAGGUGUCUCGGAGGAAGUGAUAAUUUUAAGCAUUUAAAUGGAAUUGAUCUUUUUCACUAUAUUGACCCAAAUGAUUCGGAGCUUAGUGUCGACUUCAAUAAUUGGGAAGACUGGGAAGAUGAUUCAGAUGAAGACAUGUCUAGUUUUGAUCGUUUCUCUGAGAUAAUGAACAACGUGGGUGGUGAUGAGGAUGUAGAUUUACCAGAAGUAGGUAGAGCAGAUGAUGAUUCACAAGACAGUGAUGAUGAAAAAAUGCCAGAUCUGGAGUAA
Messenger RNA from Piliocolobus tephrosceles (Ugandan red Colobus), 621 nucleotides. Its product is annotated as prostaglandin E synthase 3-like. Gene Ontology annotation, cellular component: cytosol; nucleus. The record is from RefSeq and is a predicted model, not a curated record. Gene Ontology annotation, molecular function: prostaglandin-E synthase activity; protein-folding chaperone binding; Hsp90 protein binding. Bases 1 to 621 code for a protein of 206 amino acids. Gene Ontology annotation, biological process: prostaglandin biosynthetic process; chaperone-mediated protein complex assembly; telomerase holoenzyme complex assembly. Lineage: Eukaryota; Metazoa; Chordata; Mammalia; Primates; Cercopithecidae. The transcript has 3 exons.